AUGCCAUCCUUUUCCAACGACGUCUCCUACCAGACUGCCCCGGCCACCCACCCGCGCUCCUUCGAAUCCUCCCGCAAGUCCCACGACAAGAUCCCCGUCGGCAACACCUUCUUGUGGACCAACUGGCCCAACGGCAACGGCGACCCCGAGAAUGACCGCCAGCUGCUCAACGACCUGAAGAACGGAAGCGCCUACUCCGUGAAUGGCCCGCGCUCCAGCGUCAGCUCCUACACGCGCGAUCUCCCCUUAUCCAAGGACGGCAGCAUGCACUCCCUAGGCAAUGCUCCCGCCCGGGAUCCGCGCGAAAACGGGCGCCCGUCCGCAACCUUGGACCGAAAACUCUCUGAAACGGGCCCUGGUGUCGUGCCGACCACAUCGUCCGCCAUCUCAACCCAGCCUCAGCCCAAUGGGACUACGAACGGGCGUCCGGGCCCCGGGAAAUUGAUGGUCAACGGAGACGCCCACCGACCCUCGGGGGAGGAAUCCAUCUCGCCAUCGGCAUCGCUAUUGCAAAUCCCCCAAUCCGAUGAGAAUGGUCGACAUUCUCCCAACCCGGAUCGCUUGAUCCCGGACUCGAAGUCCGCACCCCAUCGCCACUCCUCUCCUCCCGCUCCGUCCAUCCUCGACGCCGCCUCCGUCCCCGAGUCGCAGAAUUCCAGCAUGCGACAGCGCCACUCGCUCCAAGUCCCCCGAACGCCCAGUGUGCGUCGAGACAGUCGAGAAUACCCCGACGAUGCCGCCUACAGCACGGGCCGCAUGUCUCCGACCUCCGGCUUCCGUCGCACGUCAAUCGGUCUAAUCCGACGGGCCACCAAGAACAGCACCCACCAGGAUAUCACCUUGGACGAGGCGCCCCCAGAUGAAGAUGCGGCUCGAUGGGCGGAAGCCAUCAAACAGAGACGGGCCUCGCGACGCCGGCGGGAAGAGGAGGACGACGAGCGGGUUAUCGUGGGUACCAAGGUGGAUCAGAACCACGUCAACUACGUGACAGCGUACAACAUGUUGACGGGUAUCCGCUUUACGGUUUCGAGGAUCAAUGCGAAGAUGGACCGGGAACUCACUCCGGCGGACUUUGACGCUAAGCACAAGUUCUCCUUUGACAUCACUGGAAACGAACUGAUCCCUUCCGCCAAAUACGAUUUCAAGUUCAAGGACUAUGCCCCUUGGGUAUUCCGACACCUACGCGCCAAGUUCCGUCUCGAUCCCGCCGACUAUCUCAUGUCCCUCACAAGCAAGUAUAUCCUGUCCGAGUUGGGCUCUCCCGGCAAGAGUGGAAGUUUCUUCUACUUCUCACGAGACUACAAGUACAUCAUCAAGACCAUCCACCACUCCGAGCACAAGCUUCUUCGGAAGAUCCUCCCCGAUUACUACCGGCACGUGGAGAAAAACCCCAACACCUUGAUCUCACAAUUCUACGGUCUCCACCGAGUCAAGAUGGCAUAUGGCCGCAAAAUCCACUUCGUCGUCAUGAACAACUUGUUCCCCCCACACCGAGAUAUCCACCAGACAUUCGAUCUGAAAGGAUCGACCAUUGGUCGUGACCUGCAGGAGUCAGAUCUUGAGAGGAACCCCCGAGCGACCAUGAAAGAUCUGAACUGGGUUCGUCGGAACCGUCAUCUGGAAUGUGGGCCCUCAAAACGAGAUAUCUUCAUUGAGCAAUUGAAGCGUGAUGUGGUGUUGUUGCAAAAGCUCAAGAUCAUGGACUAUUCUCUUCUGGUGGGGAUACACGACGGUGGCAGGGGCAAUGAAGAGAAACUGCGCGAUAAGACCCUACAGGUCUUUUCUCCUGGGGGUGACCGCGAAGACGAAAACAGUCCCAAUGGCCUGAUGCGCACCCCGUCCAAACUGGAGAACGAACGCAAGGCUCGGGAGCUCCGCAUGCUCAUCAAGCGUGAGCGGCCCAUUCCUUUGGACAAGGCGGCCGCGAAGAUGCCGGACGAGAUUCUGGAUGAACGAAAAUAUCAUAUCUUUUACGCCGAUGACGGUGGGUUCCGGGCUACACACGAGAACGGGCAACCUGGCGAUGAGAUCUACUAUCUGGGAAUCAUUGACUGCUUGACCCAUUACGGAACCACCAAGAAACUGGAGCACUUCUUCAAGGGUCUCUCAUCCGAUCGCACCCAGAUCUCACCUAUCCCACCAGAGGGCUACGGAGAGCGAUUUAUCAACUUCAUCAAGGGCAUCACAAUGUCCAAGGAGGAGGCCGAAAAACGACGAGACUCUAGAGUUUCAGCUUCUGGUGCCCCCCAACAAUCAACCGAGAAGCGCCGUUCAAGGUCCUCCUCUGUUGAGCGUACCAUGCAGGCCGCCGAAAAGGAAGCCUCCAAGGAUGUCUCCGUCACCCACCCUCGAACAUUAACCACUGUUUGGGACCCAGCGGAUGCCGGUGGCCCUGGCCCUACAUCGACUCUCCCCAUCGUGGACGAAGCUGGUGAGGCAAGCAGCGUUGGCGGCCACAGUUCCCAUAGCCGGAAUGGGCCCCCAGGAGCCGACAAGGAGCUUCCUCCUGUCCCCGGUGAUGCUCCCCCAACCCCACCGAGCAAAGGCAAGGGUGUUGACCGUCAUGACUACCUGGCCCCGAGCCCGGCUCGCCAUUAG
This is a messenger RNA of Penicillium brevicompactum, 2598 nucleotides long. RefSeq names its product 1-phosphatidylinositol-4-phosphate 5-kinase. Gene Ontology annotation, molecular function: phosphatidylinositol kinase activity. Gene Ontology annotation, biological process: phosphatidylinositol metabolic process. The record is from RefSeq and is a predicted model, not a curated record. The transcript is spliced from 2 exons. Lineage: Eukaryota; Fungi; Ascomycota; Eurotiomycetes; Eurotiales; Aspergillaceae. The coding region runs from base 1 to 2598 and encodes 865 amino acids.